This is a messenger RNA of Mytilus californianus (California mussel), 1694 nucleotides long. RefSeq lists its product as uncharacterized. The coding region runs from base 56 to 1456 and encodes 466 amino acids. The record is from RefSeq and is a predicted model, not a curated record. The transcript has 2 exons. Gene Ontology annotation, molecular function: DNA binding. Gene Ontology annotation, biological process: DNA integration; DNA recombination. Lineage: Eukaryota; Metazoa; Mollusca; Bivalvia; Mytilida; Mytilidae.
UCUAGAGAGCUUCCGAAUAUUUUUGUUUGUAAACGCAAUUUGUUUGUAAACAAAAAUGGCCAAACGAUUUCAUGUGGCAGACGACGAUGAAAUUGAAGAAUUGUUACAAAACAAAGAUUCACUAAACACAAAAAAAAGUACUGCAGUUGCAGUUAAAUGUUUCCGACAAUUUCUUGAGGAGAGGGGGAGGGAAAACAUAAAAUUUGAGGAGUAUGAACUUUCAGAACUCGACGUUGCACUGAAGAGUUUUUAUGCUGGUGCUCGUAAAUCUGACGGAAGUUUGUUCAAGAAAUCGGCUAUUCAAAAUGUCAAAUACGGAUUAAAAAGAUACCUACAUGAAAAAAGAAACAUUGACAUAAACAAGGACAAUGAAUUUACCAAGAGCAAUUUGAUAUUCCAAGCAGUUAAGGUUGAUUUAAAGCGCAAGGGCUUUGCUAAAGUUGAUCAUUAUCCUGAUAUUUCUGAGGAGGAUUUACAGAAACUUUACGUCAAUACUCCUUAUGGUCUCCAGUUCAAAGUUUGGUUUGAGUUAAUGCUUUUCCUGUGUAGAAGAGGUCAGGAAAAUUUACGUACAAUGACCAAAGAUACAUUUCGUGUGAAAAAAGAUGCAAGUGGUAUGAAAUAUGUUUACCAAAACAAGGAUGAACUAGACAAAAAUCAUAGGGCCAACACUGAUCCAUCUGACUCAGUUACAGAAGGAAGGAUGUACGAGAAGAAAGGUGAUUUGAAAUGUCCAGUAGCUUCUUUUGAAAAUUAUAUUUCAAAAUUGUGUCCAGAUCUUGAAGCUUUAUGGCAAAGACCAAAAGCAUCCUUUGAUGUGGGUGAAUCUACAUGGUAUUGCAAAUCUCCUCUUGGGAAAAACACUCUGGCUGGUAUGAUGUCUGAAAUAUCUCAUAUUGCUUUAUUGUCUAUGGCAUAUACCAACCAUUCCAUUAGAGCUACCAGCAUCACAGUAAUGGAUGUAGGAGGGGUAACAGGUCGUCACAUAAUGAUGGUGUCUGGUCACAGAAGUGAAAAUUCAUUAAAAUCCUACUCAAACCGUGUUAGUGAUAAAAAAAAGAGGGAAAUAUCUGAUAUUUUGAGCAAGGCAAUCUCUACAAAUAAACAGGAGCAUUCAUCAGAAAUUGAAAAUGUAGUUGUUGAAAAAACUUCUGAAGUACUGCAGCCUAUUCCACCACAGGAACUUUUAGAACUGUUUUCAAAUGAUAUGCAACUGGAAGAAGUUAAUGAAAAUGUCUUGAGUGAUUUGAAUCUAAUGCAUGGUUUGAACACAAUUAAUAAAUCAUGUGAUAUGAAAGACAAUCGUACACAACCAUUGCAAGAAAGAUGCAUGAAUGUCCAAAUGAAUAAAACCAAUCAGGUUGAGUGUUGUGGGUCAAGAGGAUUUUUUUCCUUUGUUCCAAAAUUUGAAAACUGUUCUGUUAAUGUUACAGUGAACAAUUUUCAAGCCAACUAAGUGAAGCUUAUCCAUGGAAAAUUUCAAAAAUUGUUAAAAAUUGUUAAAAAAAAAAAAACAAUACCUUUUGACACUUUAUCACUUUUUUCAAUUACUCAUAAACAUACAUGCACAUGUAGCAAAAACAUUUAAUACUCCAGUAUUCACAUACUUUAUUACAUGACAAUCAUACACAUGUAUUUGUUAUAACUUUUUAUUUUGUUUUGUUGUUAUUGUUGAAAUAAAAAGUUGCAGUUAU